AUGGGUAGACUGGUGCCAGAUCCAUCAGUCUGUGUGCUGGACUUGCAGCAGGUUAUCAACCAAUUUUGCAAAGAGAAGGGCAGUCAUGACCUUUGGAGUUUGUUGGCACCAGAGCCAUCAAAAAAGGUUACCUGGAAAACAGCACCUGAUCCAGAGUGGUUGCACAAAAUAUCACCUUUUCUCAUCAAAUUGGUCUCAGUUGUGAAGAACCUUGUGGUUGCAUCAAAGAAGUUGAAGACAGCCAUGGUGAAGAUUCAGACCACUCAGCAAAGACUGAACUAUUCAAAGAUGAAGGAUGAACAAUUUUUUGACCAGUUGGACCAAUACAUUCGUAUAGGAGCUGCACAGAUCAGAACACUGAAGAUCAACCAGGCAGACUUCAUUAGAGUUGCCAAGAAAUGUAGCCAAGAAGAAAAGAAAGCCAUUGAAGAAAUUUUGGAGCUGGAUGGAAAGCUUGAAAGUGAUGAGACCCGACCUGAUUCCCAAACACCACACCCUCCCAUGGCAAAGGCAGGUCAAGAGCCAAGCAGCAGCUCCACUGGAGCUUGUGGAAGCCCUGGUAAGGAUCUCUUUGGUGUUUCAAGCAACUUUUUCCAACAGUUUCACAGCCCAGAAAAAGCAAAAGAGACUACAAGUUGCACAGACCUGGUACUACAUGAAGGCAGCAAACCUUCCUAUAAAAGAAGCUUUGCUAAAAGCAACCUCACUUUGGAUGAAAAAAACGACACCAGUAGGCCUACCUUGAGGAGACAGCUGGCAAAGAGCAAUUUUGACUUGGACAGUCAGGAUUUGCAAACACUAGCACUGGCAUUAGAAUGCAAGAGCCACAAAGCAACCUCUGAUGUCAAUGAGCCUAAGGAGAUGAAGGCACCUGAUGAAACACAAGUAACACCCAAGAAAAAGCGACCUGCCAAGUCAAAGUCCAAAAAGGCAGCAAAGGCCCCAGCACAGCCAGCCCCCAAAUGCAAAUCCAAAGCAAAAGCAAAGAAAAAGAAAUCUUCCAGAGGAAGCCCGUCUGGUGGAUAUAAAACUACAUUUCGCCACAGAAAGACCAGCAAUGCAUACCACCUAGCCAAGAAUAUGGCUUUGAGGGCUGGCAUUAGCCCAGAGAGUGCAAGGAUCAAAGGCAAAGCUGCAAGUGCCAAGGUUGUGCAACAGAUUGAACUUGGAACUCUCAAAGAGGGUUAG
Cladocopium goreaui is the source of this 1188-nucleotide messenger RNA. NCBI's taxonomy places the organism in Eukaryota, Dinophyceae, Suessiales, Symbiodiniaceae. The record is from the annotation of a GenBank genome assembly.